AUGGCUCGCAAGCAAAAGUCGCCCGUCUACGUCCUGGGCGUGGGCAUGACCAAAUUCAUCAAGCCCCGCGGCAAGGUCGACUACACGGAGCUCGGCUUCGAGGCCGGCGUCAAGGCGCUGCUCGACGCGCAAAUCACCUACGACGAUGUCGACCAGGGCGUCGCGUGCUACUGCUACGGCGACAGCACCUGCGGGCAGCGCGUCUUCUACCAGUUCGGCAUGACCAAGAUCCCCAUCUACAACGUCAACAACAACUGCUCCACCGGCAGCACGGGUCUGGCCAUGGCCCGCACCUUCAUCGCCAGCGGCGCCGCUGACUGCGUCAUGGUCGUCGGCUUCGAGAAGAUGAUGCCCGGCAGCCUGCAGAGCUUCUUCAACGACCGCGAGAACCCCACCGGCACCACCGUCGCCAUGAUGAUCGAGACCCGCGGCAUCGAGCAGGCCCCCGGCGCCGCCCAGAUGUUCGGCAACGCCGGCCGCGAGUACAUCGAGAAGUACGGCGCGAAGCCCGAGGACUUUGCCGAGAUCGCCCGCGUCAACCACGCUCACUCGCCCAAGAACCCGUACUCGCAGUUCCAGCAGGUCUACACCCGCGACGAGAUCAUGGCCGCCCCCAAGAUCUUCGAGCCCCUCACCAAGUUGCAGUGCUGCCCGACCUCGGACGGCGGCGCGGCUGCCAUCCUCGUCUCCCAGGAGUUCCUCGACGCGCGCCCGCACCUGAAGGAGCAGGCCGUCGAGAUCGCCGGCCAGUGCCUCGCCACCGACGCCCCCAGCCUCUUCUCCCGCAGCUCCAUCGACCUCAUGGGCUAUGAGAUGACCCAGCACGCCGUCAAGACUGCCCUGGGCGAGGCCGGCAUCACCACCAACGACGUCCAGGUCGUCGAGCUGCACGACUGCUUCAGCGCCAACGAGAUGGUCGUCAUCGACGCCCUCGGCCUCAGCGAAAAGGGCAAGGCCCACGAGCUCGUCCGACGCGGCGACAUCACCUAUGGCGGCAAGUACGUCAUUAACCCUUCGGGCGGCCUCAUAUCCAAGGGCCACCCACUCGGCGCGACCGGCAUCGCCCAGUGCGCCGAGCUCGUCUGGCACCUGCGCGGCUGGGCCAACAACCGCGCGACCCCCAACACCAAGCACUGCCUGCAGCACAACCUGGGCUUGGGCGGCGCCGUCGUCGUGACCGUCUACCGCCGCGCCGACGGUAAGGAGGCGCCCAGCCUCGACUCCGCCACCGUCGGCAAGAAGAACGGCCUGGGAUACAACCCGGCCGUUGAGGCCAAGGGCUUCACGGCGAAGCAGGCCGCCGCCGCCCGCAGCCAGGUCGCAACGAGCGACUGGGCGCUGCAGGACACGCUGGAGAAGGUCGAGGCGCGGUUCUAG
Molecule: messenger RNA, 1377 nt
Organism: Purpureocillium lilacinum
Lineage: Eukaryota; Fungi; Ascomycota; Sordariomycetes; Hypocreales; Ophiocordycipitaceae
Molecular function (GO): acyltransferase activity, transferring groups other than amino-acyl groups
Source: RefSeq, a predicted model, not a curated record